GCAGCCUGCACAACGUCCGGCACAAGGGAGCCAGGGCCAGCAGGAGAGAGCACUGUGGCAACAGCAGCAGCAGCAAAACAGAGUCGCAGAAACGAUCGAUAUAUAAACGAGUCGAGCGACCGAGCUAGGAGGCUUAAUUCGAAGCGGCCGGAGCGAUGGGGAAAGGCCGGGCACCGUGCUGCGCCAAGGUGGGGCUGAACAAGGGCUCCUGGACGCCCGAGGAGGACAUGCGCCUCAUCGCCUACAUUCAGAAGUACGGCCACGCCAACUGGCGCGCCCUGCCAAAGCAAGCAGGUUUGCUCCGGUGCGGGAAGAGCUGCCGGCUCCGGUGGAUCAACUACCUCCGGCCGGACCUCAAGCGCGGCAACUUCACCGCCGAGGAAGAGGAGACCCUCAUCAAGCUCCACGCCAUGCUCGGCAACAAGUGGUCGAAGAUCGCGGCGUGCCUGCCGGGCAGGACGGACAACGAGAUCAAGAACGUCUGGAACACGCACCUCAAGAAGCGGGUGGCCGCGGCGAGCGGCGGGGAGAAGAAGAAUAAGAAGAACACGAAGAACAACAAGGAAAGCGGGGCCAAGAGACAGAAGAAGCCCGACUUACCGCCGGCGCCCUCGCCGUCUCAGUCCUCCUCCACCACAACCACGACGACAACAACCAACUGCUCCAGCGGCGACUCCGCAGGGGAGCAGCAGAGCAACACGAGCAAGGAAACCGACGCGCUGGAUAACAUCAUGGAGAUCCCCACGCUCGACGCCCUCGGCUUCGACUUCGACAUGCUGGUCCAGGACACGGACCCCGUCCCCGCCCAGACAUCGUACUGCGUCCCGCCGCCGGCGGCGGCGGCCUCGCCCUGCUCGUCCGCGUCCCCGCCGUGCGCGGCAGACGGCGAGCUGCUCGACCUGCCUGAGCUCGACAUCGUGCCGGAGCUUUGGAGCAUCAUCGACGGCGACGCCGAGGCCCCGUGGAGCAAUGCGGCGGCGGCGUGCCACGUGGAGGCGGGCGAGGACGGGAAGGAGUGGUGGUUGGAGGACCUGGAGCGGGAGCUGGGCCUGUGGGGGCCCAUGGAGGACUACCAGUGCAUCAACCCGGGCCCACAGGCCCAGUCGGGUCGUGUGGACCCGCUUUCAGUUUCUGCCGGCGUGGAGCUGGACCCUGUGUCGUGCUACUUCCAAGCUGGCCCCGCCGUCGCCACGUCGGCCCUGCAGGGAUCCGAGCACUCUGCGGUUCUCACGGAUAACCGGAUGGAUUUGUGAGAUCAUUAUUGCCCGUUCGAUCCUUAGCAUAGAAACAUCCAACACGAUCGAACGGAUGACAUUGAUGCUAUAUCAUGCUAGCGCAACACACACACGUAUCACUGCGGAGGCGUACGCCUUCAAGACACGAGUACAACUCCAGCACGUUGUAGUUAGGCUAGGAUGCACAGAAAAGAAGAUGUUAAAAAUAAUUUUGGGUGUAUGUGUUGGGGGCAAAAGUGGUGUUGCAACGCAAACCACAAAAGGGUAGUCAAGAUUUCCGGUACUUAAUUAGCCCGGAAUGUAACUUAACUUCAAUUGCCGAUUGGUACGAAACACGACCAAGUAUACUGGUGUAUGUAUGUGCAUGUGGUCAUGCUGAUGUAAGCGCUUUAUCAUGGGAAAUUUCCUGCUACCGUUUUAGCUGGGCCAA
Molecule: messenger RNA, 1665 nt
Organism: Brachypodium distachyon (stiff brome)
Lineage: Eukaryota; Viridiplantae; Streptophyta; Magnoliopsida; Poales; Poaceae
Product: myb-related protein Zm1
Exons: 3
Coding region: 156-1253 (365 amino acids)
Source: RefSeq, a predicted model, not a curated record